Trichophyton benhamiae CBS 112371 is the source of this 2007-nucleotide messenger RNA. RefSeq lists its product as uncharacterized. Gene Ontology annotation, molecular function: protein binding. Bases 1 to 2007 code for a protein of 668 amino acids. NCBI's taxonomy places the organism in Eukaryota, Fungi, Ascomycota, Eurotiomycetes, Onygenales, Arthrodermataceae. The transcript is spliced from 2 exons. The record is from RefSeq and is a predicted model, not a curated record.
AUGUCCGACCUCCCAAUUCAGCAGACAAACGUACCUUUGGUUGGCGAUCAAGAUGCUGAAAAUUCAUCGACAGCAGGGGACAAGGGCCUCAAGCUGAUAGUCGUGGGCGACUCUAUAACCCAGGGCCACGAAGGGGACUGGACCUGGCGAUAUCGCAUUUGGCAGUGGUUUCGUGAACAGAAUGUCACCGUCACCUUUGUCGGACCCUAUACUGGCACCGUCCAGCCAGACAGGCCCAAGCCGCCAUCGCCUCCUCCCCUCUAUGGCUCCCCUAAGCCUAGACAGGGUGUCAAGGUAGAUGGCGGCUAUGCGCGUGGUGUAUCGGCGGAUUUUGACAGCCAUCACUUCGCCGUCUGGGGGCGAACCGCUGCGCUGGAUAAAGAUUUGAUAGAGGAUGUUUUGAUGGCCCAUCCGGCAGAUUUGAUGCUUUUGAUGCUAGGAUUCAAUGACCUGGGAUGGCUACAAAGUGAUGCCAUUGGAACGCUUAAAAGCAUUAAAACAUUGGUUGAUAACGCUCGCAGGGUUAAUCCCUUCCUCAAGCUUGCUAUUGCCAAUGUUCCUCAACGGUUGAUGAUCGGUGGGCGUGAAGACUUGCCCUGUUCCACUUGGGAAUACAACAACCUGCUUCGCUGUGCUAUACCACAGUGGAGUACGGCUGAUUCUCCUAUUCAUCUUGUUGAGGUCUGUGAGGAUUAUGGCUGUGGCCCUGAUGGAUGUCCUGCAGGCUAUGAUGGCCUUCAUCCAAAUGCGACUGGAGAAUAUGAAAUUGCACGCGCAUUCUCUCUCACCCUGGUUAGAGAUUUCAAUAUUGGUUCAGCCCCGCUGGUAAUACCCAGAAAUAUACCGAAGCGGUCCUUGCCUCGCCCAAAGAAUUUCAGAGUAGUCUCUAGCCCUGGGGGAGUCACCGCCUCCUGGGAUGCAAAGUUUCACACCAGCAGUGUCUCUUCGAAUCGAUGGGACGCUCAGUGGACACAGGAAGGAUGGGUCUAUGAGGUUCAAGUACGUGCAAGUGCAGGCAAUGCACUAAAAGGCCGCUGGACGGCUAUUAAAUCGGCCAAAUCAACACCCAAAACACCUCCUGGCCCCGAUAAUGUGAUAGUUAAUGCUACCACAACUGGAUUCGAUAUCUCAUGGGACUCUUGUCCUAGUGGCUUUAAUGUCACGGAAUAUGAAAUCCUGUACUGGGAUAAAGAUAAAAAACAUACUUUCAUCACUAGUGUAGGCUUCAAGGAAUCUCCAGCUCAUGUUGAUGAUCUUAUCCCGGGGCAUCAUUAUCAACUUGCCUUGGUUUCCUGGAACGAUGCUGGCGGAGGAUUUCCCAAGGGAGUCCGAAGUGUCACCGUCGGCCGAGGCACUCCUCCGAUACCUACUGACUUGAAAAUUACAGCUAAAGAUGCAACCUCUGCUCACCUUACCUGGACUGGUUCUCCGGCUGCUGCGGGUUAUCAACUCUGGUUCCGCAACGUAAAUGAGCCGGAUAGCGAGCUCUGCAAGGUCAAUGGCACGGAGAGCAAACCCUCCAGUGACCAAUAUUUCCUGGUACCAGGCGUUUGGAACUUUGAGUGGUGUGUUAGUGCUUUCAAUGGAAGUGCUGAAUCUGACAGAUGCGAAUGUGUGCUUGCUCCACGGCCAUCUGAUUCCAGUAUAUCAUCUAGCGACUACUCCGAGGACGAUACCAACCCGCGUGAUGACAAGGACAAAGACAAAGAUAUCAAUGGGAGUUUAACCCCUGAACAUAAACAUAUGCCUUGUAACUCUGACUCUCAGUGCGGAACGCCUCUCCAGGAAGAAGAUCAGGGCUGGGGAGUUCUAUGUGGCACUUGCGGCUAUAUUGAGAAUGAUGACAUUGACUGUCUCGGCUCUGGGGGUAGUAAACAACUCCAUGGCGAUAGGUGCUACAGAGCUGAGUGUAAAAAUGAUGACUGUACUAAUCCAGAGUGUUGGAUACACGUCUGUGAUAAUUCUCACGCCGAAAAAGAUAGCACUGCUACUAAGUGCGAUAAGUAA